AUGUUAAUCUUAUCUCAAGAAAGUGGAACAGGUUUUAUAACCACUUGUUCUAAAUCAGGAGUUGUCGCAUUAACAUUUGAUGAUGGACCAGGACCAUAUACCAAUAUUUUACUUGAUUAUUUAUCAAAGAAAAAAAUAAAAGCAACAUUUUUUGUAGUAGGAAUUACAAUUAAAGAAUACCCAGAUGUAUUAAAAAGAAUUUUUAGAGAUGGUCAUCAAAUAGGAUUACAUACAAAUACACAUCCACAUUUGAAUGAAUUGUCGUACGAACAACAGAAAGAUGAAAUUAUUCAAGUGAAUAAUACUAUAUAUGAAGUUGUUGGUGUAGUUCCGAAUUAUAUGAGACCACCAUUUGGAGAAUGUAAUGAACAUUGUGGUGAACUAAUGAAAUCAUUGGGUUUAACAGUAACGCAAUGGAAUUUGGAUUCAGGCGAUUGGAGAUACGAACUCUUAACCUCAGAAGAACAAAGAUAUAGAAUAUUAAAUAACAUUCUUUCAAAAUUAUUACCAUCAAAUUCAAAAAUUGAUAGUUUCAUUACGUUACAACAUGAUACUUAUAGGUAUAGUGUCGAAAUUGUACCAAAGAUAGUCGAAGAAUUUGAAAAGAAAGGAUACGCAUUUAAAACGGUUGCAGAAUGUUUAGGGAAUAAAGUAUUACCUUAUAAGUGUGAAGGUAAUAAGAAUUUGACAACGAAAAAUAGGAAAAUGAAUAAUACAGGUACGAAUAAUAUGAAGAGUAAUUCGAAGAAUAAUAUGAAUAAUAAUAUAAAUAAUAACACGAAGAAUAAUACAAUGAGUAAAACAGGUGGUGGAAAAAAUGUUACCUCUGGAUCAGCUCCAGGAUCCUCCAAUAAUAGGAUUUUUAUCGGAAUUUCGAUAUUUAAUGCCAUAAUUUUUGGAUUAUUAAGUGUUGAUGGUUGA
Molecule: messenger RNA, 921 nt
Organism: Scutellospora calospora
Lineage: Eukaryota; Fungi; Glomeromycota; Glomeromycetes; Diversisporales; Gigasporaceae
Source: the annotation of a GenBank genome assembly